CGAGCGGACAACACGCGCCCAGCCUCCGACGCCGACAGACGUUGACUCACGCGCCGGCCGCCGGUAAUACCGCUGACGCGACCGCGGCGACGCGCGACGGGGACUUACACCGACGACGCACACCUGUUUACUAUACACAAACCCGCGGCCGAUUGACGCAACGCGGGAAACAUCUCGCAUAAUUGAACUCUCGGCUGAUGUUGACACAAACUUGCGAUACAACCUAGUCCCUACUUCUGCGAACUUCGACCGGAACUCUUAGGCCGAAUGCCGAGAAUUUGGACAACCUCCCAAAACCUCUGGAGGCUCGUGACUCAUCUAAAAUGACGAAAGUUAAGUUGAAGCAGAAAUCUUCAAGGUCUCUAAUAACUUUAAAGUAGUGCGUUAAAUAACGGCGGACUGAGGAAAAAAACGAUUGUGACGCACAUAAGGACAUUGAAAUAAGUGCGAAUUUAAAAAUAGUGUAAAUAAGUUAACUAUAUUGCAUACACUAAGUUCCAGAUAAUCAGUAUUGAUAAUAACUGAGUAAGGAGAGCACGCAGAACGUGCUAUAUUGAAGACUGAAUCAAGAAGUAACUAAGCAUAUGAAUACAUCCAAAGAUCACCUAAUCACUAGAAGACUAGCGUCAAAUUGAAUACUCAUACAUAUUAAACCGACCCACGAGAGGUGAUUGAUAUUGUCAAACAAAACAAUAAAAUAAGGUGUCGCUGGAACUUUGCCAACUAUUACUUACUAACUUCAAGGAUAAUAAAUAAAUUACUCAUACAUACAUAAAGUGGAAAUCCCGAGUUGGAGAAAGUUUAAUAAAGUUUCGUUGCCAGCCUACCACCGACGUCUUUACCAAACUGUUACAGCGAUAGUGACCUUGGGCUAGUUUGAGUGAGAAUAUUUGUUGGUUUGACGUCCAUCGCUGGUUGGGAGUGCGGGUGGGUGUCGGUGGGUGUGUGGCAGCAGCGAGGGGUGUGAUGCGGUGAAGGAUGCACCUGCCGUACGAGUCGCGCGGCCGACGGCGGCGAGACAUGGCCGAGCUGGAGCCCUGGUGGCUGCAGACCAUCAUCGAGGAGACGCUGGUCGACCACCCCGACCUUGUGCGAACCGGCAGUCCAGACUACAUGUGUACGAUGCUUCCCAACCACUGGCGGUCAAACAAGACGCUACCCACUGGGUUCAAGGUGGUGGCCCUGGGCGACGUGGUGGACGGCACGAGGGUCACCAUCCGCGCUGGUAACGACGAGAACUGCUGCGCCGAGCUGAGGAAUAACGUCGCGCAUAUGAAGAGCAGGGUCGCCAAGUUCAAUGACCUGAGGUUCGUUGGGAGGAGCGGGAGAGGGAAGAGCUUCUCGCUGACGAUAAUGAUAGAGACGUCGCCACCGCAGGUGGCCACGUACCAGAAGGCCAUCAAGGUCACGGUGGACGGACCACGGGAGCCAAGAUCCAAGACUAGUACGAACGCGUCUGCCCACCCCAUCCGAAGCAUCUCCUUCCAGCGGUCAUUCCUGGACCCCUCACUGGCGCUCCGGGACUCCAUGGAGUACAAGGGAGGCGCGCGGACCAUACGCUCCUUGUCACACGAGGAUAGAGAGUACAAGACUAACGCCAAUCUGCCUGCUGCAGAGUCGAGCAGCGGCAACAUCCUGGGAGCGAGCGAGUGGAACACCGGCUACCCGUCUGCGUCCGUCUACGGACCCGCCUACGGACCCCUGCAGCCGCCCUACUACAAGCCUGACUCCACGCUGCACAUACCUGCCGUUCUCCCAGACAUCCCGCUCGGGCACUCGGAGUACAGCGGCUUCCAGUCGAGCUCGGCGGGCUACAAGGGCAGCCCUACCGGCGCCAGCACCGCCCUCACCGACCUCAACGCGACUGCGCCCGCGCAACGCUACGACCCUAACUACUACAACUCCUGGCCCACCAACACCUACAACUACAACAACUACCAAUACAACAACAUAAACAACAACCCCGCCUGCAUACAAUCCCACACGCCCUACAUCAACCCCAACCCCCAAAUGAUCCUACCGAACUUGUACUCAACAGUCAACCAGAAUCAAAUACACGUACACCUACACAGUUCAGAUAAACAUUUAGAACAAUACAUUCCGAGUGAGAUUAAAAUCAGCGAUAUAGACGGAGGGAUAUCUAUUACGACCGAGCUACAGCCGGAGACAAGUGGUUUAGUGCAGGGCUGUGAUCAAAGUGAUGACGUCAAACAUAGCAUGUACGCCGCCGCCAACCAGGAGUCAGGCGUGUGGCGACCCUAUUGACAGUACGCUCACCCUCAAAUCGAGACCUACGAAAACAAUCAACAUUCCAUUGUACAUAUUGUGAUAUAAACUACUUACAUAUUAAGCUUAAAGUAUAAAACAAGUUUUAAUUAAAUUAAUGUUAAACAUUAAUUCGUGGUUAAGUGUUAAUAAAUGUAUUGAAAUUAUUAGUGAUAUUAAAUGAUAAAUAAAUUA
Messenger RNA from Pectinophora gossypiella (pink bollworm), 2460 nucleotides. RefSeq names its product protein lozenge-like. The transcript is spliced from 6 exons. Gene Ontology annotation, cellular component: nucleus. Gene Ontology annotation, molecular function: RNA polymerase II cis-regulatory region sequence-specific DNA binding; DNA-binding transcription factor activity, RNA polymerase II-specific; ATP binding. Gene Ontology annotation, biological process: regulation of DNA-templated transcription. NCBI's taxonomy places the organism in Eukaryota, Metazoa, Arthropoda, Insecta, Lepidoptera, Gelechiidae. The record is from RefSeq and is a predicted model, not a curated record. Bases 979 to 2265 code for a protein of 428 amino acids.